AGAAGGUGAUGGAAUUAGUCAGGUGUCCAGAGCACGGGACCUUCUGCUUUCUGAAGACCGGCAUCCGCGAUGGCGUGAAUAAAGGAAAGAGCUUCUACGUGUGCCAGGCGGACAAAUGCAACUUCGUGCGGGCCACCGACAUUCCUGUUUCUUGUUGUUUAUUGCAUGAGGGCUUUGUGGUGGAGCUUCAGGCCUUACUUCUACUACAGGGCACAAAAGAAUAUAGUUUGUUCUUCCGAUGCAUUAGAAGUAAGGCCGAGAGGAAGCAAUGGUGUGGACAUAUCCCAUGGCAGGAUCCUAAUUCCAAAGAGCAUUCUAUAACCAGUAAGUCUCAGCAUGCAUCUGCACCACUCCAUUAUCCUUCCAUCCAGCAGAGAAACCCGUUCAAGGUACUGGACAAGAAUCAAGAACCAUCUCUGUGGAAACAGUUCAUCAAAGGUGAAGAUGAGAAAAAGAUGACUGAUAAGAAGCAAAGGGAAAAGAUAGACCCACUCUUGGGUCAGAAGAAGGAACAGAAUCCUGAAUCUAACUGCUGGAUGGAGAAAGAUCUUUCAUCUGGCCUGGUGGUAAAGGAAAAAUUGGCAGGUCAAGAGAAGCCGCGAGGGGAGAAAACAGAGCUUCGGUGUGAAGCAAAGGAGACUGAAGAGAGGCACAAAAGAAACCCUUUUGAGAUUCAGUCCAAGCAGUGCCAUGGUAAUGAGCUGAGAAAACCAUCUACGUCUCCUCAGGAGAAACCAAAUGCUGGGAGUCAUGUCCAAAAAGAAUCAGAACCUCAGAGAGAAAAGAAAACCAAGCCUUUGCCUCAAAUUGUUCACAGCCAAAACCCAAUGAACAAGCCCCUGGAAGCAGAACAUCUCAGCAAGGAGCAGCCCAAGAGCUGGGAGGCUAGAGAAACAAAGGCAAAGGAUGACCCGAGCACACAGACCACCCAGAAGAGGCUGCCCCAGGGGCAUGUCCAGGCACAGUCAGAGCCCCGUCGCGCACCUGCUCCGAAAGGACCGGCCGCCCAGUCUGUGCCACCAGCUGCAGGGCCUUCCCUCAGAGAAAGGCGAGAAGUGGACACAAGCAGUGAUGACAGUGAGGAAGAUGAUGUUGUUUUUGUUUCCUCUCGGCCAGGGAACUGCUCAGUCUUAGACGUGAUUUCAGACUCACAGAAGAAGGAGAACCUUCCAUUCCCUGGUCAAACUGGGCAAAGAAAAGUGUCUCCUGCCUCAGGUGUUUCUAAGAAGGUGGUAGAACCCUCAGACCCAGCAGCCCAACGUGCAUACCUCACAACACAACUGAAACAGAAGAAGAGCACACUGGCAUCAGUGAACAUUCAUGUUCUUCCAGACAAAGGUCAGAAGUUACUUAAGCAAAUCCAGGAGUUGGAGGAAACACUUGGUGCUCUCGCCCUCUCUCCAGAGCAAGGCAUUGAUGAGAAGAGUAACACUAAAGUACCACAACAGAGUAACUUCACCAGAACUACCACUGUCCCUCCCCACUUGGUGCCACCCAAACCUCUCCAGGGUCGGGCUGUCCAGCCUCUGGGUUCGCUAGGACUGGAGGCUGCCUGCCAGGGAGCUGCUGGACAGUCCAGUCAGUGCUACGGAGGCCCUAAGAACCAAGGUCACCUUCACACCGUGCGGAAAAUCAUAAGUGACGCCAUUGAUGAGCUGCAUCAAUCACUUGAGACAUGUCCGGGUGAGACAGCUGUGGCAGAGGAUCCAACUGGGUUGAAGGUCCCUUUGCUACUGCACCAGAAGCAGGCAUUAGCCUGGUUACUAUGGCGAGAAAAUCAGAAGCCACCAGGAGGAAUUCUGGCGGAUGACAUGGGAUUAGGAAAAACUCUGACAAUGAUUGCACUCAUUCUGACCCAAAAGGAUCAAGAGAAAAACAAAAAGGACAAAAACAUGCCCUUGACUUGGCUUUCCAAAGAUGACUCCACUGAAUUUACUUCCCAUGGAACACUUAUCAUCUGUCCUGCUUCCCUGAUCCAUCACUGGAAAAAGGAGGUGGAGAAACGUGUGAGCAGCAACAAGCUAAGAGUCUAUCUCUAUCAUGGGCCAAACCGGGACCAACGUGCAAGAGUCCUCUCUACAUAUGAUAUCGUGAUCACCACCUAUAGCCUUCUGGCCAAGGAGAUCCCUACCAAGAAGCAAAAGGAACAGGUCCCGGACACAAACCAUAGUGAGGAGCGUGUCUCAGCACCUUUGCUUCGAAUAGUCUGGGCACGAAUCAUCCUGGAUGAAGCUCACAAUGUUAAGAACCCCCAAGUGCAGACUUCUAUAGCUGUGUGUAAGCUACAAGCACGUGCCCGUUGGGCUGUCACUGGAACCCCCAUUCAGAACAACCUGCUGGACAUGUAUUCACUGCUAAAAUUUCUCCGUUGUUCUCCAUUUGAUGAGUUCAAUCUGUGGAGGAGCCAUGUUGACAAUGGUACAAAGAAAGGAGGUGAGCGGUUAAGUAUUUUAACCAAGAGCCUUUUGCUGCGGAGAACAAAAGACCAGCUGGACUCCACUGGCAAGCCCUUGGUGAUGCUGCCCCAGCGUAAAUUUCAGUUGCACCAUUUAAAGCUUUCUGAAGAUGAAGAGGCUGUUUAUAGUGUCCUUUUUACAAGAUCGAGGUCAGCUCUACAGUCCUAUCUAAAAAGACAGGAAAGAGGAGACAACCAGUCUGGACGAAGCCCUGAUAAUCCAUUCAGUAGAGUGGCACAGGAGUUUGGGUCCAGUGGGCCUGGACACUCUGUGGCCGAAGACUCACAGAGAUCCAGCACCGUCCACAUAUUGUCACAUUUGUUGAGACUUCGCCAGUGUUGCUGUCAUCUUUCUUUGUUGAAGUCGGCCCUGGAUCCGACAGAACUGAAGAAUGAAGGCCUGGUCUUGUCCCUGGAGGAUCAGCUCAGUGCUUUGACCUUGUCCGAGCUCCAGAACUCGGACCCAUCUACUGUUUCCCUUAAUGGCGAGUGCUUCAAGGCGGAGCUUUUUGAAGACAUGAGAGAGAGCACCAAGAUCUCAUCUCUGUUGGUAGAAUUGGACGCAAUCCAAAGAAAUGCAGGGUCUCAAAAGAGUGUCAUUGUCUCUCAGUGGACCAGCAUGCUGAAGGUGGUAGCGAGGCACCUGAAGAGGUACAAACUGACUUAUGCCACCAUCGAUGGCUCUGUCAACCCCAAACAGAGAAUGGACUUGGUGGAGGCAUUUAACAACUCCAGGAGCCCUCAGGUUAUGCUAAUCUCUCUUUUGGCUGGAGGUGUUGGUCUAAACCUGACUGGAGGAAAUCAUCUUUUUCUUCUGGAUAUGCACUGGAAUCCAUCACUCGAAGAUCAAGCUUGUGACCGAAUUUACCGAGUAGGACAGCAGAAAGAUGUUGUCAUACACAGAUUUGUUUGUGAGGGAACAGUGGAAGAGAAGAUCUUGCAGCUCCAAAAGAAAAAGAAAGAUUUGGCCAAACAGGUUCUAUCAGGAUCUGGAGAAUCUGUCACCAGGCUCACCUUGGCUGACCUCAAAGUCCUUUUUGGCAUCUAACUUCCUGUUUAUAGGGCUCAGAAUGGUGUGGCACUGUUGGUUUGUAUUAGGGUCUAGGGGCAUAACCUACUCGUGGUCCUUCGAGCUCUUCCUGGCGUUCCAUUUCACCAUCAAGCCCGAGGCCCUCCCCACAGCGAGGCAUACUUUAAUCCCCAGAAUUGAGAACCAGUUAUCAUGUUAACCAAUUGGUCAGUCAGUCAACUUAUUUGAUGAAUGACAUACAAGUUAAUACAUGACUUCAGAUAAAAGAAAGUGUUUUAGUGUUAGAUGAUUUUGGAAAACCACUCUGGGAGAGUUGUGCAUAAGCUUCAAUAAAGGUCUGUUGCCUUUCUUGUCUCAGCUGAUGGGGGACCUAGUGUUAUUACCUUUUGUAACACAGACUCCGUCCCAUCUCUUUUCUCUCCUGCCGAUGAGGCUGCUCCUGUGACCAUCUCUUUAUGGGCCACGCGGAGAGCAGACCCUCCAGCCAUUCCUCUGUAGUGUCCUCACUUCAGGCACUGCUCCCCUGAGGGGUAAGAUCAAGGAGGUGCUUUGUACAUCAUUUAGGGUUAUACCAUUUCAUACUGCCAUCAUAUC
Messenger RNA from Molossus molossus (Pallas's mastiff bat), 4079 nucleotides. RefSeq names its product transcription termination factor 2 (gene TTF2). The transcript has 23 exons. Gene Ontology annotation, molecular function: zinc ion binding; ATP-dependent chromatin remodeler activity; ATP binding. The record is from RefSeq and is a predicted model, not a curated record. Lineage: Eukaryota; Metazoa; Chordata; Mammalia; Chiroptera; Molossidae. Bases 9 to 3503 code for a protein of 1164 amino acids.